Molecule: messenger RNA, 1114 nt
Organism: Aplysia californica (California sea hare)
Lineage: Eukaryota; Metazoa; Mollusca; Gastropoda; Aplysiida; Aplysiidae
Product: testis-expressed protein 9
Source: RefSeq, a predicted model, not a curated record
UGUCUGAAAAAUAAAGGAUCAAGUUAUCUUUGGAUAGUUUAAUUUAAAUGCAAUUUGAAUAGAAGGGCUUUUACUGCUGCCGAAAAUUAGUAGUCUUAGUAGCUAAAUUUGUUUACAUUUUUCACAACAUGGCGGAGAGUGGCAGACGAUCAAAUUCCAGGGGAAGCUUUACAAAAUUUGGAGCUUCGAACCCUCAGAAUGAUGCGUCACCUUCCCCUGCUCGGCAGCCGUCUGAUAUACUGAGCAGGGAGGAAGAAUACAAACGGCUAAAUGCGGAGCUGGAGAAAAAGACUGCCUCGCUUGUGCAGGAGGCUGAGAUGGUCAUGAGAGAGCAGGAGAAUGUUUUGUCCAAGUCUCGCUAUCUGGACAACAUCAACACGGAGGAUUUCCUCGAAGAACUAGAGGAUGGUGGCUCAGCUGGUACUAGCAAAAGGAGAACGCCGCAUGAAGAUGUCCGCCCCCCAUCAAAGAACAGCCGACCGGGCUCAGCGAAAAAACCUCCGUCUGCUGGAAAAAAGAAAUCCAAAACGCCCAGCUCAGCGGCGGAGGAUGUGGCAGUGGCAGACGACACGUUCAUGACGUCACUGUACCAGCAGUUUAGCGACAUGUCGUCGCGCUACGACACCACGGGCGAGGGAGGGGAGCUGGGAGGUUUUGGCGGUGCUGAUGUUGGCGGUGAUGAUGAUGAGGAUGAUGAUGAUGUUUUACCACAGGCUGCUGCUGAUAUGGGCUCAGGAAGUGGAGCAGAUGAAGAGGAGCCAGAAGCAGCAACAGACGUCUCAGUCGGCCACAGAAGUACGGCUAAACCGAGCGCUGGAGGAUAUAGAGAGAUACAGGGAGCAGUUACAGAGGACCAAGUCUGCCUCUAAGGACCACAGUGACGCAGACAAGCAUCGAGUAGAACAGUUACUGGCUCAGAACAAACGGCUGGAGAAACAGAAGAGUGAGCUCAUGGCUGGCUUCAGGAAGCAGAUGAAGCUCAUUGAUAUACUCAAGAGGCAGAAGAACGGUGUCUGUCUGUACUGCUGUUACACCACGAUAUGCCGCUCUCUAAACAUAGUCAAAAAUGUGCUGUAUGUAAUAAAAAAUGUGAAAUCUUCACUCUGGCAUUUUG